CUUCCACUUCCAUCACCAUCAUGUGCUUCAAAGACCUUUUCUUCUCUCCCACCAGCUCUCGUUGCCGGCUGUGCAAACAAUCUCAUCGAAGAAGAUGCAACUACCCACUGACUCCGAAGAAUCUAAAAUGAAUACCAUUAUCAGCACCAAUACCAAGAUCCGCAUUAUUGCUGGCAAACUUUUCAAUUCGGAUACUCUAACUUUCUCAGAACAGCAAGUUAUCGUUGUCGAUGGGGAAUCUGGGUUGAUCAUUGACGUUCAUGGAUGGAGUCAGCAAGACGAGGAUGAGGCAUCUAUACCGACUGUUGACUUGAGGGGAAAGACGGUGCUUCCGGGUUUUGUGGAUGUUCAUGUUCAUAUGUUCCUUCACUCUUAUGCAGAGACGCCAUGGGAUGACCAACUCACGAAGGAGAGCCUCGCGGAAAGGACGAUUCGAGCAACGGUACAUGCGAAGAAGACAUUAAUGGUGGGGUUUACUACCGUUCGUGAUUUAGGUACUGAAGGUGCUGAAGACGCCGAUAUCGCGCUACGAAAGUCUCUAUCUGGACGGAAACCUUUGAUACCGGGUCCCAGGUACUUUUGCGCUAAUAGAGCGAUUGUUGCGUCGGGUAGUUAUGGCCCAAAAAGCACGAGUCAUCCUCAUCAAGAAGGUAUCGACGGUGUGACAGGGGCUGCAGUUGCUGACGGUGUCGAUGGGUGCAUUCGGGAGGUGCGAAAACAGAUUGGGACGGGUGCUGAUUGGGUGAAGGUGUACGCUGACUACAAACCACGUUCCCGAAUCGUAGGGGUCUCUCCUCGAGCAGGAACACGAGAUAUUUCUACCUUCAAUGAAGCUGAGCUUAAAGCAAUGAUCGAUACUGCUCACGCUUACGGAGUCAAGAUCGCUGCACACGCUCAAUCCCUUUCGUCUUUCAAAUCCCUUAUAUCCCUCGGAAUUGACUCCAUUGAACAUUCAGUGGUCAGCUACGGAUCCCAAACUGCCUCACUCGCGAUCGAAGACCUAUUCUCCACCUGGAUGAACGAAUCCAGCAGAGGUGUCGUCAAAUCCCCGUUUUGGAUUCCCACUCUUGCGGUAUACUAUAAAAUGGCCCAAUUCGCAGGCGACAAAGACCCGCAGAGGAACGUGGCAUGGGAUAGGGCUUCGAAUAUGUUCAGGCAAGCCUUGUCAAUUGGGUUUGAUAGGAUCGCAUGUGGAGGUGACACAGGCGCGUUUUCGCACGGAGAGAACGCGCUUGAGAUGAAGUUGAUGGUUCGUUUGGGGGCUGAUGUUAAAAAGGUUCUCGGAUGGGCGACUUUGAGUGGGUGGGAGUGUGUGAGAGGGAUGGAUUGGGAGAUGUCGGUGAUGGAAGCGGACGGUCAAGGUGGAGCUAACGACGUUCGAUUUGGAUGUAUCAAACCUGGGUGGGCGGCUGACAUUGUUGCGGUUGGUCGUGAUAUUGAGAAGGACUUUGAGAGUGCUUUGGAUUCUGUGGAAUUUGUGAUGAAGGAAGGCAGGAUUUAUAAAUGGAAGGGUACUCUGGAGGAUUUGAAUCACGUAUCGGACUUUAUCUAUAACGACUAGUCAUAUUACUUGUUUGGUUUACAUAAGAUACGUACAAAUUAUUAUCUAGUUAAGAGGAA
Molecule: messenger RNA, 1620 nt
Organism: Marasmius oreades (fairy-ring Marasmius)
Lineage: Eukaryota; Fungi; Basidiomycota; Agaricomycetes; Agaricales; Marasmiaceae
Exons: 6
Coding region: 95-1561 (488 amino acids)
Molecular function (GO): hydrolase activity, acting on carbon-nitrogen (but not peptide) bonds
Source: RefSeq, a predicted model, not a curated record